CAACUCAUUUCAACCAUGGAAGACUACUUGUUCUACAUAUCCCUCUCCCUUAUCUUCCUGUUCUUCACCUUCAAAUUCCUCCUCGAGAGAAAACGACCUCAACAUAACCUACCACCAAGCCCACCUUUCCUCCCAAUCAUCGGCCACCUCCAUCUCCUUAAUUUCCCAGUCCACCGAACCUUACACCGCCUCUCCCAAAAACAUGGCCCCAUAUUCUCCCUCUGGUUCGGCUCACGCCGCGUGGUCAUAGUCUCCUCCUCGUCCGCAAUUCAGGAAUGCUUCACCAAAAAUGACAUCGUCCUAGCCAACCGCCCUCGUUUGCUCAUGGGCAAGCACAUAGGCUACAACUACACCACCGUAGUCGCUUCUCCAUAUGGCGAUCACUGGCGCAACCUCCGCCGGAUUAGUGCCAUCGAAAUCUUCUCCACUGCUCGACUCAAUACAUCCUCGAACAUCCGAAAGGAAGAGGUCAAACACUUAUUACUUAAACUCUCAAAAAACUUCCGUGAUCAUUUUGCAAAGGUCGAGCUCAAGUCUAUGUUUUCAGAGCUGACGUUUAACAACAUAAUGACGAUGGUGGCGGGGAAGAGGUACUACGGCAAUGACGCGUCGGUUGACAAAGAGGAGGCGAAGCAAUUUAGGCAGAUUAUGAAGGAGGCUUUUGCUCAUAGUGGGGCGGCCAACCCAGCCGAUUUUUUGCCCAUUUUGAACUGGGUUGGGAGCGAUGCGUAUGAGAAGAGGGUUAUGAGGUUGGCUAAGAUGACCGAUGCGUUUUUGCAAGGUCUCAUCGAUGAGCACAGGAACAAGAAGGGUAGAAAUACUAGUACCAUGAUUGAUCAUUUGCUUUCUCUUCAGGAGUCACAGCCUAAGUAUUACACUGAUCAAAUCAUCAAGGGACUUAUUCUGGUUAUGCUGUUGGCGGGUACUGAUACAUCAGCUGUUACAUUAGAAUGGGCUAUGUCGAAUUUGCUUAACCAUCCGCGUGUGCUAAAAAAGGCUAGAGCCGAAAUGGAUGCUCAAUUGGGUCAAGAGCACUUGGUGGAAGAACCAGAUAUCUCUAAACUACCAUACCUGCAAAGCAUUGUCUCUGAGACCUUUCGAUUAUGCCCAGCGGCGCCACUGCUAGUUCCACAUCUUUCAUCCGAAGACUGUACUAUUGGAGGAUUUGACGUGCCGCGUGACACAAUAGUAUUGAUCAAUGCAUGGGCCAUACACAGGGACCCAAAGUUGUGGGACGAUCCUGAAAGCUUCAAGCCUGAGAGGUUCGAAAGCGGUGAGGAUAUGUCGCAUAAGCUUAUGCCAUUUGGAUCGGGAAGAAGGGCUUGUCCAGGAGCAGGACUCGCCCAACGUGUGGUGGGAUUGACUUUAGGGUCAUUGAUCCAAUGUUUCGAGUGGGAGAGAGUUGGCGAGGAGGAGGUUGAUAUGACGGAAGGUAAAGGACUCACCAUGCCUAAAGCUGUGCCAUUGGAGGCCAUGUGUAAAGCACGCUCAAUUGUAAACAAAGUAAUUAUAUCUUAAAUUAUAUAAAUAAUUUAGUAUUGUAUUAGCAAAAGAGGGAAGCUGCAAGACUUAGUUAAUGAUCUUUGUCUACUUAAUUGAUAUACCAUUCCUAUUCCCCAUUUCCAUUUUCAACA
This is a messenger RNA of Malus domestica (apple), 1634 nucleotides long. NCBI's taxonomy places the organism in Eukaryota, Viridiplantae, Streptophyta, Magnoliopsida, Rosales, Rosaceae. The record is from RefSeq and is a predicted model, not a curated record.